GCCAAGGAAAGGCCCUCUUUGGGGGUGGGGAGCGGCGGCGUAUGACCCUCGCCGCCUGUGGGGAAGACCCUCCUGGAGGACAGAGCACCAGCGGUGCAGACGCCGCCGGGGAUUGCCCGGAGGCGGUGGGGAGCGCGCCAGCGACAGCUUGUGCGCCUUCGGAGCCAGGGAAGGUGCCGGCCAUGACCCGGGGGCGCCCGCAGAGGACAGGCAGCACCGCAAGAUUUGGAGGCGCCCCCGUCCGGUGGCCCCGGGACGGGUGCGACUCUGGGCGCGCCGGGGCCGGGACCGGGGCCGGGGCCUGGGGUCGGGGCGGCUGGGGAAGGGGAGGAGCCCCACGGCCCUGCCAGAGCCCCGCGGGCUGGGGAAAGUGAAAGGGCGGCGGGGCCUCCAGCGCGCCGCUCCAGGAAGUCGCGAGCAGGAAGCGCCCGCGGCGGCCGGGCCGAGCUGCGGUGCGCCGGCCUCGGUGGCGCAGGGCUUGACGUGCCGGGAAGACCCCUCGCCGCUAGCCACCAGCCCUCCAGCCUUUGCGGCCCACGCCGUGAUUCUGGCGACCAACAAGAGAGCAGAGCCCCUGCCAGGAGGAAGGGGCAAGAGCCAGCAGGACCCCUUCUUUCCAUGCUUUCCAGCCUGUGGGAGUGACGGCGGCAGAGAGAGAACCUGGAGCCGGGAUUCAUGACCUAUUUAUGAAGCAUCUUAUUCUGGGACGAGGCUCUGUGGUCAGUGGAGACAUAAAUGGCUCGACUCCCUGCAGGCAUUCGCUUCAUCAUCUCAUUCUCCAGGGAUCAGUGGUACAGAGCCUUCAUUUUUAUUUUGACGUUUCUGCUGUAUGCAAGUUUUCACUUAUCUCGAAAGCCUAUCAGCAUCGUGAAGGGUGAGCUCCACAAGUAUUGCACUGCUUGGGAUGAAGCGGAUGUCAGAUUCAGCAGCCAGAGCAGCAAGGCUGGGUCCAUUGCCCCCCACCAGCUCCCUGAUAAUGAGACCGACUGUGGCUGGGCACCGUUUGAUAAGAACAACUAUCAGCAGCUGCUCGGGGCCCUGGACUACUCCUUCCUGUGCGCCUAUGCCGUGGGGAUGUACCUCAGUGGCAUAAUUGGGGAACGCCUGCCGAUCAGGUAUUACCUAACGUUUGGGAUGCUCGCCAGCGGAGCCUUCACCGCCCUGUUCGGCUUGGGGUAUUUCUACAACAUCCAUAGUUUCGGAUUCUACGUGGUAACUCAGGUCAUCAACGGACUGGUGCAGACCACCGGCUGGCCCAGCGUCGUCACCUGCCUUGGCAACUGGUUUGGAAAAGGAAGGAGAGGUUUGAUUAUGGGGGUCUGGAACUCCCACACCUCCGUGGGCAACAUCUUGGGCUCAUUGAUUGCUGGCUACUGGGUGUCCACGUGCUGGGGGCUGUCCUUCAUCGUGCCCGGGGCCAUCGUGGCAGCCAUGGGGAUAGUGUGCUUUCUCUUCCUCAUUGAACAUCCGAAGGACGUCAGGUGCUCCUCCACCCUGGUGACGCACUCAAAAGCCUAUGAGAAUGGUACAAACAGACUGAGACUCCAGAAGCAAAGCUUGAAGAGCGAAAAGAACAGGCCCCUGGACCCAGAGAUGCAGUGCUUGCUACUGUCAGACGGGAAGGGCUCCGUCCAUCCAAACCACAUGCUCAUUCUCCCCGGGGACAGCGGGAGUGGCACCACUGCCAUCAGCUUCACAGGCGCCCUGAAAAUUCCAGGCGUGGUCGAGUUCUCGCUGUGCCUGCUGUUCGCCAAGUUGGUCAGCUAUACCUUCCUCUUCUGGCUGCCACUGUACAUCACGAAUGUGGAUCACCUUGAUGCCAAAAAAGCGGGGGAGCUCUCCACCCUGUUCGACGUGGGCGGGAUCUUUGGUGGUGUCCUGGCAGGUGUGAUCUCAGACCGACUGGAGAAAAGGGCCUCCACCUGUGGCCUGAUGCUGCUGCUCGCUGCCCCCACGCUCUACAUCUUCUCCACCGUCAGCAAGAUGGGGCUCGAGGCCACCGUCGCCAUGCUGCUGCUCAGCGGAGCCCUGGUCAGCGGGCCCUACGCGCUCAUCACGACCGCAGUCUCCGCCGACCUGGGGACUCAUAAAAGUCUGAAGGGUAACGCGCACGCCCUCUCCACCGUGACCGCCAUCAUCGAUGGAACUGGCUCUGUAGGAGCAGCCCUGGGCCCCCUGCUGGCCGGGCUCAUCUCCCCGUCCGGCUGGAGCAAUGUGUUUUACAUGCUGAUGUUCGCCGACACCUGUGCCUUACUGCCAUGCUGUCACACGGGGGGAGCAGCCCCAGCUUCUUCCACCUGAAGGGAUGGGAGAGAAUAAAGGAGCACAGAGGCUGCCAGUGCAGACAACAAGCCACCGUCUGGCUUCCGCCACCUUUCCCCUGGGCUCCUGCUUCCUGUCCCCUCCUGUGUUGAGAAAGUUUGAGGUUUUCUUCUGGGUAGGGAAGACCAGUGAUGAUGUCACAGUCACGUAGAUGUGCACCUGUGAGAGGCGCAUAUGCUUAUCUUCACAAGUCAUCUGGCACGCAGUCCUCAGACCCACAGCUGUGUCUCUCCUCUCGCUCCACCAGGCAAGACCUUAGGCUGAUACCAAUAAAAAUGAGUUGAAAAUUGUAGAAAUAUCAACUCACUCAAUUAAAUGGAAGUCUUAUAUUUUAAUUCCAGGAAAUUCUAAAACCCAAUUUCCCUACCACAUACAAAAUCAAAUACCAGCUCUCAACCUAUGAACUUAUUAGGUUUAAAUGGCUGUUCUUUGGAUUAUUUGUGGGGGUUUAAUGCCAGAGGUUUCUACUGGAGCCUCCAAAUGUAGUUCCACUAGUUAGCAGUAAAAUUCCCGUCAUGACAACUGUUCAGAGAAUCUGAAACACCUUCUUCAGAAAUACCCAGUAAUAUAUAUUGAAAAUUGUUUUGAGGCACAGCCAAACUCAUAAGAAAGUAAAGGAAUUCCCCAAGAGCCCAAAUUGUAAAGGCAACAUAAAUAUACAAGCUCAUGACAGAGCUGUCCAGGAGUGAUGCCAGUCUCAGGAAUCAAGGGGUUGGGGUGGCUGUGCCCACACAGGGUAAGAGACAAGGUGUUAGGCUGGCACAAGAUGAGGAGUUGGAACUGGAGACUUCCUCAUGGAGCCAGGACCUGGAAGGGCCAUGCUUGCAGCGAAAGAGUGUACUAGAUGACAUCCGCACACUGGCACAGGAAGACAAUGGGAAUCGACCCAUCUUAGCCAGAUCCGGGGGAAAAAAUCUCCCCUGAGAAUUUUUAACCAUAGACCUGCCCACAGUCAGCCUUGAUCUUUGAGCUUAUAUAAAUAUAUUUAAAAUGAACAAAGUUGGUCUGUAGGCAGUGAUAUACAUGGUUCUUAUGCAGAAGCAAACAGGGACAAGUCUCAACCCUGCCACACAGGAAUUCUGUAGCUACCACCCUACUAAAGAUGAGCUUACAAUCCAAAGUUAUGAAACAUAAGGAAGCAAUCCACUUUGAAUGACAGUAACAGACAUAAAAAUGGUGGAAUUGGACUCCCCAAAACUGCAGAUAAAAGAUUUAUAUAAACUGAAAAUAAAUAUAUACAAUGUGACCGAUGACAUAAGAAAAGGAACUGACCUCAUGAAAAGAAGAAUAGGACACUCAAAAAGACAGAACAGGCUUGAAAAACCAAACAGAAGUUAUAGAAAUGAAAACUGUGAUCUGUAGCCUGGAAAAAACUCAAUGGAUGGGUUAGAAAACCACAUUAGAUACAGCCGAAGAGAAGAUUACUGAAGUGAAAUAUAGAUAUGAAGAAAUUAUGCAGAAUUCAGCACAAAAAGAGAGAUGGAAAAUAUUAAAGAGAAAUUAAAUAUCAAAUGGAAGACCAAAUGAGAUGGCCUAAUAUCUGAAAGGAAUUUCAAGAGAAAGAUAAUCCACUAGAGUCGAAGCAAUCUUUUAAGAGAAAAUAGCUGAGAAUUUUCCAUAUACAUGAAAGACAAACAUUCUUAGAUUCAGGAAUCAAACUGCUUAGGAUUGUGUAGCUGGAUAAAUUUAUCUGUACCUAGACAAAGAAUAAGGGUGAAGUGAAAAUGUUUUUAACCAAAGGUGCUCCCAGCAAAAAUUGCUAAACAAUGUAUUUAAACAUGGAAGGGACCAGGCCCGGUGGCUCUUGCCUGUAAUCCUAGCACUUUGGAAGGCCAAAGCGGGUGGAUCACCUGAGGUCAGGCGUUCAAGAGCAGCCUGGCCAACAUGGUGAAAACUCAUCUCUACUAAAAAUACAAACAAUUGGCCGGGCAUGGUGGCAAGUGCCUGUAAUCCCAGCUACUUGGGAGGCUGAGGCAGGAGAACAGCUUGAACCCGGGAGGCGGAGGAAGUUGCAGUGAGCCGAGAUAGUGCCAUAGCACUCCAGUCUGGGCAACAAGAGCAACAAAAAAACAAAAAAGGAAGAUAGAUCCAGGAGGAGAGUCUGAGAUGCAAGGAGAGAGGCAAACAGAAAAAGUGCUCUUCCUAAGGGUGAAUCUAAAUGAGUACUGCCCAUGUAAACUAGGGGCCAGCCAGCUGUGGCCUAUUUUCGUAUGAUUCUCCAACUGGGAAUGGUUCAUAUUUUUAAAGAUUUCUUUAAAAAAUCAACAAAAGAAUGUGCAACAGAGACCAUAUGGCUGCAAAGCCUGAAAUAUUUACUGUCUAGACCUUUACAGAAAAAGCUUUCUGACUCUUAAAACAACAGCAAUAAUGACUAAUUUGGGCGAUAUAAAAAAGAACUGGCAUACUGGGUAACUAAAAUGUAAGGUACAAGUGGGACAGAGUCCAGCACAUUGCAGUUCUUACAUCAGCAAGUCAAUAGCAGUAGAGUGUGUGACCUUCAAGGCAAGAGAGGGGAAUGAAGACUUCAUCCAAGAGAACUAGGGUCAGGCGAAGCCUAGAAAAACAGGGUAAAUAUAGAUAUACACAGCGACAUGGAUGAACGUUAUUCCAGCAUACCAGCAACACGGUAACUGGAAGUGGACUAAGCUCAUCAGGAGCAGACAUUGUCAGGUUGCUUUUAAAAAUACAGGCACUGGUUAUUUACAAGAAACACACCUGAUACAAUGGAAGAAUUCUGAAAAGACGAAAGCAAAGGACGGGAAACUACACGACAGGUGAAUAAUAACCAGAGGAAGCUGGAUUCGCUGCACUGGAAGAGAGAGACCUAACAGCACUGGGGUGAAGCACUGGGGCGACGGGGCUUGUCUCAGGGGAGAAGGAACAGCACCGGAUGUGCAGCCGGCCCACGAGCUCGCACUGGGCUUUUCAAACCUAGGAACUAGAUAUACCUUUUUCUCUUCCCUGAUCAACAUGAUUUUUGGUAUCGUUUCUCCAAAAUAGACAAGUGCCUCCUCCCAAGUCUGGGGCUGAGAACCUCUGUGAUCUGAGCAGGUGUCCUGGGGGCUGGAGGGCACCAUGCUUCCUGCCUCGUCACGCACACUGAUGGCCGGCUGUGGGCCUGCAGGACCGCCUCGGCACACGGUGGAAGGCCUCAGGUCUGCAGUGCGUGUCGCCUGGGCUCCUGGAGUUGGCAGGGCCCCUCCUUGUUGGUCAUCCUUGCACGCGUGAGCCAAGCACUUGGGCAUGUUUUGAAAUCGGAUCUCUGUUCUUCAGAACUGUUACGCUGACAGUUCACCCCACACCACAGUAACACUUGCCACUGAAUUCUUCACCUUUUUCUCUUAGUCAUAGGCCUCUUCAGGCUGGCGCUGUUCACACAUCGCACUUGGUAGCAUGUAGAUGUGGGUAAGGUCCCGGCUGAAACACAGCAAUCCUGUGCCAGGAGCUGGAGCUAGAGGUUCAGAUUCACGCAGAUGGAUUUAUUUAACAAGAAUCUUACUGUUGUUGUUAGCACCUGGCUGUGUUUCCACAACCUUUACCACCUAAUUGUCGCAAACACCAUUCACGCUACAAGCGACUGGGUCCAUCUUACCUGUAGGAGGGGGCCCUGCUCUCUCCAGCUGGAACUCACCUCAUACAAGGGACUGCUAAGUUCCUACUUGAACCAGAAGCACCUAAGAAAAUACAAGAGUUUCUGCCUUCUAGCGCUCUGGCCUGAGGCUUGUGGGUGGAGCUGUGUGUGUGGUUUUAAGGAGCCCCUGGAGACCCUCCUCCAGUACCCCCUCCCCGCCUCCCCUGGCCCAGUGAUCCACCCUGGGUCUGAGGGCAUCUGCUGCUCUCUGAGAGCCCUCCUGUGGGCUGAUGCCACACUUGGGGAAGAUUGGAACCACACUGGAAAAUGCAAAUGCACUAGUGAAAUCAGGGGUAGCGCAAUCAUUUGUCUGGAUAUGCAAGCUGGCGUUGAGCCCUCUAACAUGUGAAGGGCGAUGAGCUAAAGCUCUGGGUCAGGGGAAUGCCGAGGCUGAGGUGUGAUGGUGGUGGAAAGCCCUGGGCCCCACCGGGCCUGGCCUCCGAGGGGCUGCCAGUGGCAUGCAGCUGUCCUGUGGCAGCCUCUGCAGACCCCAGGGCUGGUGUCGGAGGAGAUGUGCGCCUGACUUUAGAGUCACCCGAGAGGCUCGCAGGCCACCAGCAUGGUGGGCCUCUUGUGUUUAUUUUCUUUUUCCCACUGUGGUCAUUUUGUGAUUGGACUCAUUUUAUUCUAAACAUGCCUUGAACCCAGAAAUAGUUCAGGCUGCGUCUUUCCCGAAAGCCUUGUUUUCAGGGCGCGUCCUGGCUCUUCGUGGGUCCUCAUCAGACAGCCCUGCCCACAGGCGCCAAGACCUGGGGCUGGGCAUGCUCACUCCCUGC
Molecule: messenger RNA, 6729 nt
Organism: Callithrix jacchus (white-tufted-ear marmoset)
Lineage: Eukaryota; Metazoa; Chordata; Mammalia; Primates; Cebidae
Source: RefSeq, a predicted model, not a curated record